This is a messenger RNA of Penicillium daleae, 987 nucleotides long. Its product is annotated as putative mRNA decapping hydrolase. Gene Ontology annotation, molecular function: hydrolase activity; RNA 7-methylguanosine cap binding. Gene Ontology annotation, cellular component: P-body; nucleus. The transcript is spliced from 3 exons. Lineage: Eukaryota; Fungi; Ascomycota; Eurotiomycetes; Eurotiales; Aspergillaceae. Bases 1 to 987 code for a protein of 328 amino acids. Gene Ontology annotation, biological process: deadenylation-dependent decapping of nuclear-transcribed mRNA. The record is from RefSeq and is a predicted model, not a curated record.
AUGGCUGGUGAACAAAGCGACACGAAAGUCGCUCCAGAGGCCUUGGUUGGCAAAUUUCAAAUCACCAAGCUACUGAAGCAAGAUCAAAAUGGCCGACGUAUUGCUCUGCUGGGAACAAUCGACGACCAACAAGGUAUAUUGACUGCCGAGCGUGCUGCAUUUUCCACCGAGUCUCUUGAGGUUAUUCAAGCAUUCCACGCAGCCAUCACGCGCGUCAAGAACCUCGGUGACAACGAUAUCUACCGCUGGUACCUCGCGUCCUCCAAUGGCAGCGCCCAACCAGCCGACAGCCAGCAAGACCUCAAGCUGAACCUGAUCUGGCCCUGCACAGCAAAGCACAUAAAGAAGUACUCGGACCAACAGGUUCGCAUGGUCACCGAGACACCUGAGAUCUACCGCCAGCACGUGCGCCCUUUCAUGCGCGCCAAGCGCGAGGAGGGACAUCUGAACUGGGUGUUCAACAUCCUUGAGGGUCGCACGGAGCAAGAAGAUGUGAUUAUGCGGGAUGCAGGCCACGGUCCCGAGGAUGCGUUCCUGAUGCUGCCGGAUCUCAACUGGGAUCGGAAGACUUUGAACUCGCUGCAUUUGCUGGCGUUAGUGCAUCGACGGGAUAUUUGGAGUUUGAGAGAUCUUCAGAAGAAGCAUAUUCCGUGGUUGAAAUAUCUGCGGCAGCGUGUGCUGGAGGCUACGGUGAAAAUGUACCCGGACUUGGAGGAGGAUCAACUCAAGCUUUACGUUCAUUAUCAACCGACAUAUUAUCAUUUCCACAUCCACGUCGUCAACGUCAUGUUGGAAGCUGGCGCUACCCAGGCCACUGGCAAGGCCUUUGGGUUGGAGAAUAUUAUCUCCCAAUUGGAGACCAUGUCUGGUGGAGAUGAUGUGAGUAUGGCAGAUGUUAGUUUGACGUAUUAUCUGGGUGAGGCAAGCGAGUUGUGGACCGAUAUCUAUGCGCCAUUGAAGAAGGGGCAUCAACCUGUAGCUCACUGA